Messenger RNA from Rhinichthys klamathensis goyatoka, 840 nucleotides. Its product is annotated as gastrula zinc finger protein XlCGF57.1-like. The record is from RefSeq and is a predicted model, not a curated record. NCBI's taxonomy places the organism in Eukaryota, Metazoa, Chordata, Actinopteri, Cypriniformes, Leuciscidae. Gene Ontology annotation, molecular function: RNA polymerase II cis-regulatory region sequence-specific DNA binding; DNA-binding transcription factor activity, RNA polymerase II-specific. The coding region runs from base 121 to 825 and encodes 234 amino acids. The transcript has a single exon. Gene Ontology annotation, cellular component: nucleus. Gene Ontology annotation, biological process: regulation of transcription by RNA polymerase II.
CUGAAUGAAGUGAAGGAGGAACAUCGUAACUUUACAAUUCAAAGAACAAAAGCCAAAAAGACGCACACCUGCACUCAGUGUGGGAAGAGUUUCACAGACAAAGGAGACCUUAGCAAACACAUGAGAAUUCACACUGGAGAGAAACCGUAUACAUGCACUCAGUGUGGAAAGAGUUUCACUCAGAAAGGAAACCUUAACACACACAUGAAAAUUCACACUGGAGAGAAACCGUAUACAUGCACUCAGUGUGGAAAGAGUUUCACACAGAUAGGACACCUUAACACACACAUGAAAGUUCACACUGGAGAGAAACCGUAUACAUGCACUCAGUGUGGAAAGAGUUUUUCUCAAGCAUCAAGUCUCAGUGUUCAUCUGCUCAUUCACUCUGGAGAAAAACCAUUUAACUGUGAUCAGUGUGGUAAAGAUUUUAUUUCAUCACCAAAUCUAAAAUCACACCUGAAAGUUCAUUCAGAUGAGAAGCCUUAUGUGUGUUCUCUCUGUGGAAAGAGUUUUUCAUGGCUGGAAAGUUUUAAACUGCACCAGAAAACACAUAAUGACGUGAGAGAUUAUAUGUGCUUUGACUGUGGGAAGAGAUUUACUACAUCUCGUGAUCUGAAACAGCACCAACGAAUUCAUACUGGAGAAAAACCUUACAAGUGCUCAUAUUGUGACAAGAGUUUCACUCUGUCUGCAACCCUUAAGACACACAUGAGAAUUCACACUGGAGAGAAACCGUAUACAUGCACUCAGUGUGGAAAGAGUUAUUCUCAAGCAUCAGCUCUCAGUUAUCAUCUGCGCAUUCACUCUGGAGAACAAAACAUUUAACUGUGAUCAUUGUGG